AUGCAGGUCCGUCUCCCGGCUCUGUCAAGGCGGCGUAGCCUUGCAGUAGUCUUUGGAGGGGGACGUCCCCACGACCUGGGCGAGAUGCUGGCCUGGCCGGGCUCUUUGCAUGUUGCUGGCGCUGCUGCUGCUGCUGCUGUUGCUGUCGUUUGCUGUUGUUGUUGUUGUUGUUGCUGUUGCUGUCGCUGGCCACUGAGUGAUGGUCCACCGAGUCCCGCGUUGAUCUCCAGGGCCGCCUGCGACGACAAAGACCAGGUUGCUCACGGCCGUCACGCAGCGCCGUCGCCCAUUCGCCCACUCGCCCAAUCGCUCACUCGCGCCCAGUUCCAUUUGCACUGCCCAAAACGCCGGGUUGCCAAGUGCGGUGACAGCCGGGAUCCCAUCGCAAGGCCGUGGCAGUGGAGCGCCCGCAGCGCCUGCUCAUUUCUUGCUUCUGCCACUGCUGCUGUGAUCGCCAAACGACGACAUCUCGCCUUGGCCGCCGUUGGGCUCGAUACAUACACGCACUCUACUGCAGACAUACACCCCCCCCCUCGCCAGCUGCCUUGGGUCUCACGCCGCCACCGCCGCCCUCGCCCUCGCCGUCGCCGCUGCCGCUCACCAGGCGCACGACCGUUGUUCACGAGCCGCCGCUCAUCUCACCACGCUCGCCCGUCCCCGCCAGUCCGCCAGUCCAGCCCGCGGGUCCCUUCUGGUCGCCCGCCCAAGUCCCGCCUUUCCUACGAUCGCGGUGCAGUGCGCGCACAUUGUGAACGUCCAUCAUCCCCGUGCCCUCCGCACUUGCUGCCCGCCAUGAAGUUCCGCCGGUCCAUGAAAGGAGACAAGGAUGCCCACCGCCCGCACCAUAUUUCCAUUCCAGCCAAGGAUGCCAUAGCCAUCGUGCCGCCCAAGAAGGUCAUAAAAGCCCGCUACGACUACAGGGCCACCGACCCGAACCAGCUCAGCUUCUCCCAGGGCGACUUUCUCCACGUCGUCAACCGCGAGAACGACCCGGACUGGUACGAAGCCUGCAAUCCCCUGCACGGCUCUCGCGGCCUUGUCCCUGUCUCGUACUUUGAGGGCGUAGGAAAGACUGUGCGCGACAGCGCUGGCUCUGCACCCCGUCAAUCCGCGCAAACCCAACCACACGACUCCGGCUACCAAGAGCCGCUGCGAGGCAUCGGCAGCCCCAAUCCCCCGAACACUGCAGGCAUGAUGCAGAACAUGAUGAGUCAGCAAAUGCGCAUGUCGCAGUCUGGCAAGACAGGGGCCAUGGUCUACGGCAUCGUCAUAUACGAUUUCAAGGCCGAGAGGCCCGACGAGCUGGAUGCAAAAGAGGGCGAGGCUAUCAUUGUCAUCGCACAGUCAAAUCCAGAGUGGUUCGUCGCGAAACCCAUAACACGACUUGGAGGGCCUGGUCUGAUUCCAGUGUCGUUCAUCGAGAUCCGCGACAUGACCACCGGCCAAGCAGUACCAGACGCCCAACAGGCUGUGUCUGCGGCAGGCGUACCCAAGGUGGAGGAAUGGAAGAAGAUGGCGGCAGACUACAAGAACGGUAGCAUACCGCUCGGUAAGCUCGAGACAAACUCGCAGCAGUCGUUGCAGGCUGGCAUGGAGCGCAUGAGUCUAGGUGGAAGAAGCCAGACACAAGGCAGGAAUGGCUCGGUUUCCCACUCACGCUCUGGAUCGGUUGCUAUGCAGGGAGGUCAGAGUCGCUCCGACCAGCUGUUCGCCCCUUACAAAGCCUGCGUGCCGCGUUACUGUUUUGCUGACGACAUCUUCUGGUUCAUCAUUGAAUGUCAAAUGGAAGAUGGCAGCCAUUGGGAACUACAGCGAUUGUACCAGGACUUUUACGACUUGCAGAUUCAGCUCAUUGCAACAUAUCCUGUGGAAGCUGGCACCAGUGGUCAGGGAGAGCGCACACUGCCCUUCAUGCCUGGGCCUGUGACCUACGUCACCGACAACAUUUCGAACGGCCGUCGAGCGAAUCUCGACGAAUACAUCAAGAACCUACUCAAGCUUGGACAGCACAUUACGCACGGCCAGCUGGUCAAGGGUUUCUUUGCGCCAAGACAGGGUGACUACGAGAUCGACCCGGACAUUCAGGCCCAGGAUGACUACAGGUUGUCACAGCAGUCUGGACAAUCUUCCAACCAUUCACAUGGUGGAUCAACAAGCAGACAAUCAUCUGCAGACCAGCUGCAGGCCACUACACCAGUGACCCCGUAUUCGACAGGCUCGUAUGGCGCUCACCAGCGCGGUCAGUCCUCAGCCUCGCAGGCAUACUCGUCAUCGCUCAAUCCUCCACCGAUGAACCACCAGCAUUCUUCCGCUUCAACCGCAACGAACACGGGCACAUCAUCAGCUCUCAAGAUCAAGGUCUGGUUUGAGGAGGACAACUGCGUCGUCAUUCGCAUGCCAGUAUCUCUUCGCUUCGCCGACCUGUACAACAAACUCAGGGAAAGGAGACGAUUAGAGAGGCCUGAUGAACGUGACGAGGAUUUGAUUGUUGAGUACCGUGACGAGAUGGAGGGUACCUUUUUCCCUAUCGAGAACGACGAAGACCUGCAAAUUGCGGUCGAGAGGAACCCGAAGCUGACUCUUAGCGUUACAACGGCGAGGUAA
Messenger RNA from Ascochyta rabiei, 2604 nucleotides. RefSeq names its product bud emergence protein 1. Bases 1 to 2604 code for a protein of 867 amino acids. The record is from RefSeq and is a predicted model, not a curated record. Lineage: Eukaryota; Fungi; Ascomycota; Dothideomycetes; Pleosporales; Didymellaceae. Gene Ontology annotation, molecular function: phosphatidylinositol binding; protein binding. The transcript is spliced from 4 exons. Gene Ontology annotation, cellular component: mating projection tip. Gene Ontology annotation, biological process: conjugation with cellular fusion.